CCUCCUGGAGCGCGCAAGUAGCUUCAGGGAGCGCUUGCAAGGCGGGUGCACUAGGGACCAUGGCCCGGGCGCUGGCCGGUCUGGCCUCGCGCUUGCAGGUUCCGCGGGUCGUCUCCAGCCCAGACUCGGACUCGGACACAGACUCGGAGGACCCGGGUCCCCGGCGCAGCGCUGGCGGCCUUCUGCGCUCGCAGGUCAUCCACAGCGGACACUUCAUGGUGUCAUCACCACACAGCGACUCACUGACCCGUCGGCGCGACCAGGAGGGACCCAUAGGGCUUGGUGACUUCGGGCCGCGCAGCAUCGACCCCACACUCACGCACCUCUUCGAGUGCUUGAGCCUGGCCUACAGUGGCAAGCUGGUGUCGCCCAAGUGGAAGAACUUCAAAGGCCUCAAGCUGCUGUGCCGGGACAAGAUCCGCCUCAACAACGCCAUCUGGAGGGCCUGGUAUAUCCAGUAUGUGCAGAGGAGAAAAAGCCCUGUGUGCGGCUUCGUGACGCCCCUACAGGGGCCUGAGGCUGAUGAGCACCGCAAACCGGAGGCCGUCGUCCUGGAGGGGAAUUACUGGAAGCGGCGCAUCGAGGUGGUGAUGCGCGAGUACCACAAGUGGCGCAUCUAUUACAAGAAGCGGCUCCGUAAGUCCAUCAGGGAAGGGGAUCUCUUGGCCCCCAAGCAGGCGGAAGGCGGGUGGCCGCCACCAGAGCGAUGGUGCCAGCAGCUCUUCUCCAGUGUGGUGCCAGUGCUGCUGGGGAGCCCCGAGGAGGAGCCUGGUGGGCGGCAGCUCCUGGACAUCGACUGCUUUCUCUCCGAUAUCUCCGACACUCUCUUCACCAUGACGCAACCCAACUCCUCGCCCCUGCAGCUGCCCCCCGAGGAUGCCUACAUCAGCAAUGCUGACAUGAUCCAGCCGGACCUGACGCCUCUGCAGCCCAGCCUGGAUGACUUCAUGGAGAGCUCAGAUUUCUUCACCAACUACCGCCUCCCACAGACGCCCACAGCUUCAAACUUCAUGGAGCCCCCCAGCUUCACCCCCAUGGCUGACUCCGGCUUUGGCAGUGGGAUCCUGGCCCCAGAGGCACCCCCAGCCUCCUCAGGGUUGCCUCACAUCCCGGGACAGAGUCGCCUGCAGGCUCGAAACAGCUGCCCUGGGCCCUUGGACCCCAGUGCCUUCCGGAGUUCUGACUUCUUCCUUCCGGAAGAGCCCAAGGCCAAGCUCCCACCGCCUUCUGGGCCCCCACACCUGCUCCAGUACCCUGCCCCUGACAAGGUGCCAGGCCUGCAGCCUUGCACUCCAUCUUCCUUCCCUCCCGUUGCUUCAGCCCCUGCUUUGCUGCAGGAGGAGCCCCGCUUCUCAGCUAGGUUCCCCUUCCCCGCAGCCCCUCAGGCGCGGGGAGCAUCCCCGCUGCCUGCUCCCACAGCCUUCCCAGCUACCCCCGUGCAGCCUAUCCCAGGCCCUGUCCCGGGCCCCACCCCCUUCCCCAUAGACCCUCUGUCCUCGGGGUAUCCAGAGCCCAGCUUUAGCAGUCCCUUCGCAGUGCCUCAGGGGGUGCAGCCCAGGGGCAAGCCCCUUGGCCCACCCUCCAGGGAACGGAAGGCCAGUACUACCCCCACCUUGGCCUCUGCUACCACCCAGGGCAGCAACCCCUGCCUCACCCAACUGUUGAGGGCAGCCCCUGCACCCCUCACAGUCCCCCUGUGCACAGCCAAGACUGAGCAAGCCGUGGAACCACCACUUGUACCAAGCACCCUCCUCCGGCCCCCAGGGUCCCCGGAGACAGUCCCUGAAUUCCCCCAUGUCUUUUUUCCCCUGACCCUGGCCUCUAUACCACCCCGGCCACCUCUGGGCCCAGCCACACUGGCUCCUCCUAGGCCCCUGAUUGUCCCCAAAGCAGAGCGGCUGUCACCUCCAGCGCCCAGCGGCAGUGAGCGGCGGCUGUCUGAGGAGCUCAACUGUGUGCCGGCUCUGGGGGCUCUGAGUGUGGGUGUCUCUCCCCCUCCACUUGUCCCGUGCCGGGGCCGGCCAGACAACAGCAAGACUGAGAGCCGGCGCAUCACACACAUCUCCGCCGAGCAGAAGCGGCGCUUCAACAUCAAGCUGGGCUUUGACAUCCUUCACGGCCUUGUGAGCACGCUCAGUGCCCAGCCCAACCUCAAGGUGAGCAAGGCAACCACACUGCAGAAGACGGCCGAGUACAUCAUCAUGCUGCAGCAGGAGCGUGCGGCCUUGCAGCAGGAGGCCCAGCAGCUGCGGGAUGAGAUCGAGGAGCUCAAUGCUGCCAUCAACCUGUGCCAACAACAGCUGCCCGCCACGGGGGUGCCCAUCACACACCAGCGCUUUGACCAGAUGCGAGACAUGUUUGAUGACUACGUCCGAACGCGAACACUGCACAACUGGAAGUUCUGGGUUUUCAGCAUCCUCAUCCGGCCUCUGUUCGAGUCCUUCAAUGGGAUGGUGUCCACAGCAAGCCUGCAUAGCCUCCGCCAGACCUCGCUGGCCUGGCUGGAUCAGUACUGCUCCCUGCCUGCUCUCCGACCAACUGUCCUGAACUCCCUUCGCCAACUGAGCGCGUCUACCAGCAUUUUGACCGACCCAAGCCGUGUGCCUGAGCAGGCCACUCGGGCAGUCACGGAGGGCAUCCUGGGAAGACCAUUAUAGUUCUGGCACACUCUCCAGUGCUCCCCGCCUGCCCCAGGCCCUGGCUGGCACCUUCCUGCACUGUCCCCACCUCUUCGAGGCCAAGAAAAGCUAAGGAGCUCCGUCCUGACUCUGUCUCUGCCCCUGGGAGAUGUGGAACCCCUCUUGGGGUGGGGAGGACUCAACCAACAUGGACCUGCGGCUUUAGCCAUCGUGACACUGGGUGACUCACGGAGCUCAGAUGAGAGCAGGGGACAACCUGGUCCUGGGUCACUCCUGUCUACUUUCUUCAGGGGACACCAGCUACUACAGGGUGGCAUCCCUCAAGCAAGGCCCAGGAGGGUUGAUGCCAGGGAAGGCUGAUGCCAGGGCACCUUGUGUGUGUGUGGAUGUGUGAGUGUGGGUUUUGUAAAGAAUUCUUGAACAAUAAAAGCAAAAACUGUC
Messenger RNA from Cavia porcellus (domestic guinea pig), 3080 nucleotides. It is a transcript of the gene Mlxipl, whose product is annotated as MLX interacting protein like. Gene Ontology annotation, molecular function: DNA-binding transcription factor activity; protein dimerization activity. The coding region runs from base 60 to 2657 and encodes 865 amino acids. NCBI's taxonomy places the organism in Eukaryota, Metazoa, Chordata, Mammalia, Rodentia, Caviidae. Gene Ontology annotation, cellular component: RNA polymerase II transcription regulator complex. The transcript is spliced from 17 exons. The record is from RefSeq and is a predicted model, not a curated record. Gene Ontology annotation, biological process: positive regulation of transcription by RNA polymerase II.